This is a messenger RNA of Triticum dicoccoides, 1073 nucleotides long. RefSeq lists its product as uncharacterized. The transcript has a single exon. Gene Ontology annotation, biological process: root development; shoot system development. The record is from RefSeq and is a predicted model, not a curated record. NCBI's taxonomy places the organism in Eukaryota, Viridiplantae, Streptophyta, Magnoliopsida, Poales, Poaceae. Bases 79 to 1053 code for a protein of 324 amino acids.
UGUGUUGUUUUGUUUGCUCUGUUCAUACUCUCAUCUGAACCCAACAGACUCUUGAGCGUGCAUCUCACUCUGCUGCCCAUGAGGGGGAGCCCAUCUAAUUUCAGUUACGAACAAACAGGAUGCUCUCUCGUCUGUCGCCAACGGCACAACAAAACAGAUAAGCAACAGCUUGUCUGGAUGAGAUUCUUGGUGUCCACUCCUCUCUUCAUCAACCAAUUGCUUCAGCCUCUCCCAUAUAAAAUACAGGUACAGCCCCAAGGCUUCACCACCAACAGCCUACAAUUCUCUCCCAUUACUACCAUACACAAGAAAACAUCACCAAACCUUCAGUCCUCAACAAUGGCUUGCCAUCUACGGUCGGCGAGCACGCCCUCAAGCCCUCGCUCCAACAGCACACAAGUCGAGCAGCAGCUCCAGAGCCUCAGCUCAACCGUCUCUUCGCCCUCGGCGACCAUCGAUACCAUGUGCCAUGGUUUGAGGAGGCUGGCAGACAUCUACGGCGGCAUCGAGAAGAUGAUCUGCACACCAAGCAGCCAAGCCAGCCUUUGCCACACCCUGCAAAGGGUGGCAGUGGAGGCAGAGCUCGGACGGUCCCUCGUCGUGCUCGACCUCUGCAACGCCAUGCAGGAGACCUUCAUGGAAUUGAAGAUGACUGUCCAAGAGCUAUUGUUGGUUCUCAAGAGAGGAGAAGAGACGUCGGCUCAAGUCAAGGCGUACGUCAGGCUAGCCAAGAAAGCACAAAAGCAGUUCAAGAAGAUUAGCAAGAAGACUGCUUCCGACAAGAAUGAUUCUAGGAUGGUGAUGCUAAUGGCAGAAGCGAGAGAGAUCACCAUCUCACUGCUCGAAUCCACAUCCUCAAUCUUGUCGAAGCAAAUUGAGGUACCCAAGUGUUCGCUUGUCUCCAAAACAUUGCACAAGAGCAAAGCUGUCUGCGAAGAGGAGCAACUGCGGGCAUUAGAGCGCAGUAUCGGAGAUCUUGAGAGCGGAGUGGAGCUUCUGUACAGGAGAUUGAUCCAGAACAGAGUUUCUCUUCUCAACGCUCUUAGUUUGUAGAUACCUUGAGCUCUAGUUCC